Molecule: messenger RNA, 2286 nt
Organism: Oldenlandia corymbosa var. corymbosa
Lineage: Eukaryota; Viridiplantae; Streptophyta; Magnoliopsida; Gentianales; Rubiaceae
Source: the annotation of a GenBank genome assembly
CAUUUAGAAUAUAAUCUAAAUAUGAUCUGAAAGUUGUGAACUCGAUCCACGAUGCAUUUCCAAGAAAUUUCCCCGUAUGAAGCUUUGAUGAUACAUACUAAUAGCUCCCCUUAUAAAUACGGAUAGUAAGGCAUUCCCCUCUUGCAUCACAAAAACCAAACAAAAACCCAUAUUCAGAGUGUAGUUGCAUUUGCGAGUUGAAAAAGCUUCAUUAUCAUGGCUGAGAUCCCAAGUGAGUUAGUUCCCCCGACCGGAACCGUCCACCGUAAGGAUUUUGGCCGUGAUUUUCUCUUUGGUGGAUCCACCUCUGCUUUCCAGAUUGAAGGUGGUGUUGAGAGAGAUGGAAGAGGCAAAAGCAUAUUUGAUACUUUUGUUGAGGAAAGGGGACUGUAUGGCGAAUAUGGCCCUGAUGCUGUCAAUCAUCGCGAAUUCUACGAGAUAGAUGUGGAACAUAUGAGGGAUAUUGGAUUUAAUUCUUACAGAUUUUCCAUCUCAUGGUCCAGAAUACUCCCAACUGGGAAAAAAGAGAGCCGAAAUCAAGAUGGAAUCAACUUUUAUAAGGAUCUUGUGAAGAAAAUCAAGGCCGCAGGAAUGGAGCCAAUGGCGACUCUCCUGCACUUCGAUCCUCCCCAAGAUUUGGAGAACGCGUAUUUCACUUUCUUGAAGCCUGAAAUUGUGGAUGACUUCUGUGACUACGCGGAAAUUUGUUUCCAAGAAUUUGGUAACGAUAUAAAGUACUGGACAACUAUAAAUGAACCCUGGUAUGUUUCAUAUGGUGGAUACAUAAGAGCUGAGAUCCCACCUGGUUACCAAGCAGACAAGGACUAUGAUACCAUUCAGAAAGAAAUUGAUACCAAAUCAGGGAAAUCUUAUCCUGGUGAUAAUCAAGGUUCCAUCUGCCCACCAUUCCAAUGCUCAAAUAUCUCAUCGUCUUCAUCUUCGUCAGAUCCUGCUGCCAAGGAAUUUUCACCUAAGGAUGAUUCAACAUUGCCUCCUAGAGAGCAAUGGCCAUACAUUGCCGGGUAUUAUCAACUUCUCGCCCAUGCCAAGGCAGUGAAACUCUACAGAGAAAAAUACGAGGGAUCUAAAGGUGGAAAAAUUGGUCUUAAUUUAGUAGCACAAUGGUAUCUACCUUGGGAAGACACCCAAGAAAAUAUUGAUGCCGCGAAACGCGCUAUGGAUUUCAUGCUUGGAUGGUUCAUGGAUCCUUUGUAUAAAGGUGAUUAUCCAGAAAAUAUGCAUAAGUACGUUACCAAAGGUUUCCUUCCAAAGCUUGAUAAAGAUUUGGUCCAAGGAACAUACGAUUUUGUUUCCUUGAAUUACUACACUUCUCUAUAUGUUGCUGAUUUCCCAAACGAGGGUGGAGAUUUUGUUCUUGAUCGUCGAGUCAACUUCUUUGAUAGAAAUCCAGCCGGAGAACUCAUUGGUGACGAGCAGGGUCACGGUGGGUGGAUUAAUAAAUAUCCAGAAGGGCUUCUGAAUGUUUUGGUGUACCUCAAAGAGAAUUACGGCGAUCCGGAAAUUUACAUACAUGAAAAUGGUUUUGAUGAUCCAAAUCUUCCCCUAGCAGAUAGAGAUGCACUCUACGACCAAAAGAGGUUAUGGUACCACCAUGAUCACCUUCUUGCAGUGAAAGAUGCCAUAAGGUAAAAAAAAAAUUACACAUAACACAAACAUAUUACGUACUUUUAUCUAAAAAAAAUAAUCCACUUUAUUAAUCGUUAUCGUAAUACUGUCUCUUCGUUCUAUAUUUUUUAUUUAAGUGAUGAUUUUUAAUAUUGUUUGAAAAACAAUUGAUGGAUGGAUGGAUGCAGAAAAGAGGUGAGGGUUAAGGGAUAUUUCGCGUGGUCGUUAAUGGACAACCUUGAGUUAGCUGCUGGCUUCGGCUCUCGAUUCGGCAUCAUCUAUGUUGAUUAUAAGGACGAAUCGAGAAGGAGGAUUCCGAAACUCUCUUCUUACUGGUUUAAACAGUUCCUCGCAAACCAACCAAGAGAAUCUGACGCAUGACUGAAGAAGUAACUGCUGAGUUGGCUCGCGGAUUGAUGUUUUAUUACGUUAAAAAUUCUGCUCUUUGUGGUCUCUUAUCAUAUGAUGAGUUUAUUAAUUUCCAGCGUAAUAUUUUGUAUCAGAUGAACUGAAAGGCUAGCUAUAGCUUUCUUCCUGAAGAGCUGGAUAGCCUCUUCAUUAUCAUUGUUGUUGUUUUAAGUCGUUUGAGAAUAUGAGUAUUUGGUUAAUAAUAUGUGAUGGUUAUUUAUUCUUUUUUUUUUUAAUUUUAUUAAUUGCGCA